AUGGACGGAGGAGUCGUCGACCCGGUCGUUGCGUCUAAGCUCCCCCGCUUCAAGUGCUGCCUCCCCCCCCCCCGGCUAUGGACGCCUGACCGCGAGCACUGGGAUCCUGACUAUGCCAUUGACACGGGCGGCCACCCGCCUAUUGAGGGCUGCGACCGCAAGUACGUCGGCUGGGCAUACUUCAGCGCUGUCCAGGUCGUAAGCCUCUACAACGGUCUUCACGGCUCGGAGCUGGACGACGACCAGCACUAUCACCGGCCCGCUUGGCAAUCAUGGUGUUCUGUUUGGCAAGGUCCUCCUGGGUUGCGCUGUAUUCCUCGAGCAUUGAGUCGCACGAGCUCUGGACGACAAAAAAUGAACUUUGCACGGCUUGGGUAG
Messenger RNA from Colletotrichum higginsianum IMI 349063, 378 nucleotides. RefSeq lists its product as uncharacterized. Lineage: Eukaryota; Fungi; Ascomycota; Sordariomycetes; Glomerellales; Glomerellaceae. The transcript has 2 exons. The record is from RefSeq and is a predicted model, not a curated record. The coding region runs from base 1 to 378 and encodes 125 amino acids.